Molecule: messenger RNA, 528 nt
Organism: Candidula unifasciata
Lineage: Eukaryota; Metazoa; Mollusca; Gastropoda; Stylommatophora; Geomitridae
Source: the annotation of a GenBank genome assembly
AUGGCCACCACCAAAAGUCUGUUUGUGCCUGACGUCUGCGGGUGGCUAGGUUCCAGUUGUGUGUGGGUGUACUUCUUUCUGGCCAGCCUCCAGGUAACAGGUGUGCUGUCCGAGCUGUGUGUGUACAGAAACAGCAAGUUCAACUCAUUCACCGACAGGUAUGACAAGCUGCUCACCACCACAGAAUGUCAGUGGGGAUGUUGCUACUACAGCGGAGCCCCAUGCUGCACAGCACCGGUCAGCUUGAUCGUGGGUGUGGUCCUAGGCAGUGUUCUGGUACUUUCCCUGGGGGUGGCUGUCCUGUGUUGUUGCUGUGUGUGUCGCAAGAACCAACAGAGAACCCAGCUGGUGAGAGCUGAAGGUCGAGCAAGGUCAACAGCCAGCCAACAAGCUGACGUUAUAUUUCACACAGAAACUAGCCAUGUGUCAGACUUACCGGAUGGCCAGCUGUAUAGUGACCUGCCACCCUCGUACGAUGAGGUCAUGAGAGGGGAGAGCAACCACACAUUUAAACAGGAGACUACAUAA